CCGCCGCCGCCGCCGAGCGAAGCCGGGCCGGGCUUGGAGCUGCUCAUGGAGAAAGUGCCCGGCGAGAUGGAGCGCAGGGAGCGGAGCGAGGAGCUGUCCGAGGCGGAGAGGAAGGCGGUGCAGGCGACCUGGGCCCGGCUGUAUGCCAACUGCGAGGACGUGGGGGUGGCCAUCCUGGUGAGGUUCUUCGUGAACUUCCCCUCGGCCAAGCAGUACUUCAGCCAGUUCAAGCACAUGGAGGAGCCGCUGGAGAUGGAGCGGAGCCCCCAGCUGCGGAAGCACGCCUGCCGGGUCAUGGGGGCCCUCAACACGGUGGUCGAGAACCUGCACGACCCCGACAAAGUGUCCUCCGUGCUGGCGCUCGUGGGCAAAGCCCACGCCCUCAAGCACAAGGUGGAACCCGUGUACUUCAAGAUCCUCUCUGGGGUCAUCCUGGAGGUGAUCGCCGAGGAGUUUGCCAACGACUUCCCACCUGAGACGCAGAGAGCCUGGGCCAAGCUGCGUGGCCUCAUCUACAGUCACGUGACCGCCGCCUACAAGGAGGCAGGCUGGGUACAGCAGGUCCCGAACGCCAGCACCCCACCGGCCACGCUGCCCUCCUCGGGGCCGUAGGACCCCUCCCACCUCCCCCCGUCCCUGGCAGCACCUUGAGCGGAAGGCCGAGUUCCGAAGACCCUCCUUGAAGCUCCAUUUCCGGGUGCCAAGGAAGCUGGAGGGGUCCCCGACGCGUCUGCCCAGAGGGGGCCUCCGCGGUGGCCGCUGUCCCCCCCACACACACCUGGAGCUGCUGGGAGGCGGCUGCCCAGAUGCUGACCCCAGCGCGGGGCGGGCGGGGACCCUUCCGCCUUGCAGAGCCGGGCCGCUCUUAGCUUUUCUACUCUCCAACGACGUGGCUGGCGGCUGGCGGGAAGAGGACAAGGGAGCCAGCCCCGUGUCUGCCGGCCGGCACGGGGCCUCCGUCUCACCAUCUAGAGAUCACGCACACACCGUAUAUACAGAUAUAUUCUAUAUACAACCUCUCUCUAUAAAUAUAUAUAAUAUAUAUAUAUGCACACGUACAUACCUACCAUGUGUAGCUGCAGGCCCUGGAGCCUCUGGCCCGCCUGCCUGCGUGUGGGGCAGGGGGCAGAGGGCUCUGGAGGGUGCGAGUCCCCCAGGAGCGCAGCGUGGGCUGGAGUGAGGUCACCCGGCUUCCCACACCCCUGCGGCCCCUCCCCCAAAGGCUUAGGUUAGACUUGGCUUCCCGUGGCCAAGGACAGACGGAGAGGCCCAGAAGUUCCGGGCAGGGUGAUGCUGUGCGGGGAGGGGGCAGUAGGGACACCUCCACUGCCAGCCUUACUCCUUGUGUGAUAGUUCCCCCCUCCCCGGCAUCUCGGCAGGUGGUAGAACCACAGACGCUGCCUCCUCCGGCCCCAUCCCUCUGCCUCAGGGCCCAGGGCUGCCCUGUCCGGCCCGGCUCCCGACCGGCAGUGGGUCUCUGUGCACAGCAGCCCCCCCUGCACCCCGUGUGCCCCUUGGUCACGUGUGUUGUCCUCCGGGAUGUUUGCCGCUGUGGCUACUGCACCUGUGUUCCUGCGUGCCGUCUUCCUCCAUCCGCGUAACUGCCUGUCCUGUCGUGGUUUCUCCCGUGUGUAGCCGGACCCCGGGUCAUUAAACCAACCGU
Messenger RNA from Lepus europaeus (European hare), 1663 nucleotides. It is a transcript of the gene CYGB, whose product is annotated as cytoglobin. Gene Ontology annotation, molecular function: iron ion binding; oxygen binding; heme binding. The transcript has 4 exons. The coding region runs from base 46 to 612 and encodes 188 amino acids. NCBI's taxonomy places the organism in Eukaryota, Metazoa, Chordata, Mammalia, Lagomorpha, Leporidae. The record is from RefSeq and is a predicted model, not a curated record. Gene Ontology annotation, biological process: oxygen transport.